Sitophilus oryzae (rice weevil) is the source of this 2630-nucleotide messenger RNA. It is a transcript of the gene SH3PX1, whose product is annotated as sorting nexin lst-4. Gene Ontology annotation, cellular component: plasma membrane; cytoplasmic vesicle. Lineage: Eukaryota; Metazoa; Arthropoda; Insecta; Coleoptera; Curculionidae. Gene Ontology annotation, biological process: endosomal transport; endocytosis; plasma membrane tubulation. Bases 517 to 2181 code for a protein of 554 amino acids. The record is from RefSeq and is a predicted model, not a curated record. The transcript has 7 exons. Gene Ontology annotation, molecular function: phosphatidylinositol binding; protein binding.
ACGUUUUGGAACAUCAAUGUCAGUGCGAUAGUCUAGAACCAAGCUUACACGCGCACGAUUUGCUUGCUCGUCUUUUCAAUAAGUUUUCCACCAAAACAAAAGAAAAACUCCUUGAACGAGCGUUUGAUUCCGAUUUUAUCGCAAUUUUUCUCCGGAAAUUUCAUAUUGCCAAUCAGUGACAUCUAGUAUCGAGUUAACAAUGAGCCCUGACAAAUAACCGAAGCAGAUUCCUUGUUGUUUUAGUACUACUGAGCCUGCGCGGUUUGUGAUGGUAUUGUUUCUACUGCGAGGAGCCGGUAACGCACAUGGGUACUCGUGGUGAAGCCCUGUAUUGGAGUUGUUUAUGAGAAAUAACUGCGAUUUGUGCGUGGCGAAAACACUAUGUGAAAACAAUAUUGUGUAUAUUUUCCUGGAAACUAUACGUACAAAUAGUGCUAGUGAUCUGUAGUGGUUGGUGUCCAACAAGUAGUUAAAUUCUUCUAAUAUUAAUAAUUGGAGUCUAAAUACAAGAGAACAAUGUCUACGUUCAAAGUAAAGGUUCUUUAUGACUUCCAAGGCGAGCCGGGAACAGCUGAAAUGUCAGUGUAUGCCGGAGAAACACUCUCUGUAACUCGUACUGAUGUUGGGGAAGGAUGGUGGGAAGGUCUAAAUCCACAGGGUCAAUCAGGCCUGUUUCCCGAAGCUUAUGUAGAAAGAAUCGAAUCGGGUCCACCUAAUAUACCUCCCCCUAUGCCUCCUGCACAGUCAGGAUGGGGCUCAUCAACAACAGAUAACCAAGAUGAUGAAUGGGACGAUGACUGGGAUGACGAUAAUACAUAUUCGGAAAUAGGCAAUUCAAACAACAGUAAUAAUAAAAAUAAAGUAGAACAAAGUUUUUACGCAAAUGAACCAAACCAAAACUUUAAUAAUCAGGUUUCCCAGUUACAUAGACCAAAUUAUAAUGCCGAUAAUGUUUCUUUGGCAAGCACUAAUAUGGGUGAUAAUAAAGGCACAAUUACUAAGAAAAGUUUAAAUAUUUUUUCUGCAUCUGUUAAAAGUGGUCUUGAGGGAUAUAUUUUAGGAACUACAAAAGAUGGAGGUAGUUCGAUAUCAAAAAGAAUUCGUAUAUAUCGAGACAGCGACGACAUUCUAGGCCGUUGGGAACCUCUCACGCAACCCUACACAGUCCAAAUUGCAUCGCCGAAAAAAGCCACCAAAAUGGGCGGCUUGAAGUCUUUCAUCGCCUACCAACUGACACCCUCGUUCACCAACAUCGAAGUAUCGAGAAGAUACAAGCAUUUUGAUUGGUUGCACGCCAGACUUACGGAGAAGUUCAAUUUAGUAGCUAUUCCACCGUUGCCAGAUAAACAGGUGUCUGGUAGAUACGAGGAGAUGUUUAUAGAGCAUAGGAGAGCACAGUUGCAGGAAUUCAUUAAUUAUAUGUGCAGGCAUCCGGUGCUAUCGUUGUGCGAGGUGUGGAACCAUUUUCUGACGUGUACGGAUGAGAAACAAUGGAAACAAGGUAAAAGAAAUGCAGAAAAAGACCAACUAAUAGGCGCUAGCUUUUGCCUGUCCGUCGAUGCUCCAGAAAAAGAGCUGAUGAACUCGCUGGUAGAUGUAAAAAUUGAGGAAAACAUGAGGUAUAUGGAGAAAAUGGACCAGUGCAUUAAAAAUCUAAUGCAAACCGCACAAGAUCAACAGAAAAAGUGCGAAAACAUGUACAAAAGAGAAUUUAGUAGGGUCGGAGAAUCAUUCUUUGCCUUGGGAAGUGCUUUUGAGUAUAAUCAGCAAGGAAUGUAUUCCAAAGCUUCUGUAGAUGUUAAAAAUAUCGGAACUACGUAUCUAACCAUAGCUAAGCUAUAUGAAGAGCAAGGUAAGAUAGAUUGGCAACCACUCUUUGACAAACUGUACAUUUACAAAGGCAUAACGGCAAAUUUGCCUGAAGUGCUUAACAUGCAAAGAAUGGCCGAACAGAAGAAAAAAGACUGCGAAAGAAAUCCACAAGUUCAACAGAUGGCGCUAACCGAUGUGCGAAGACGAGCCGACGUCAUAACCUAUACGGUUUUUGCCGAAUUAAACCAUUUUCAACAAGAGAGAGAUCAGGAUUUGAAAAGAGCUCUCAAAGAUUUCUUGCAGGAUCAGUUGAAUUUUUACAAGAACAUAGUAACGAAGAUCGAGGAUACGCUAAGUCAAUUUGAGUAGUAAAAAAUAGUUAGGUUAGGAACAAAGGUAUUUGAAUCACUCUUUUUCCAUAUCUCCUGUCUUGCCUUAUCAUUAAAAAAUAGCAAAGCCUUUAGAGAACAGGGUUAUUCAUUCCUUAAAAUGCCAAACUAAGAUGAAUGGAAUUUAUUUUGACGUCAAAUGUCUUUUUUUUUAUUAAAUCCACAUCUCAGUAAGUAAAGUUAUGAUCGAGAAAAAAAACAGCAUCACAUUGGCUUUUGAAAUGACAAUCCAUGGAUAAUUUCUGUCAGUUCGACCUGUAUACAGGGUGGUCCAAAUUGUAUUCCGGAAACUUUGGAAGCAUAUGAAUAAGUAUAUAUGCUUAGUUUCGGAGAUGCAAGGUGUAGAAAUUUCAUUUUUAUUUCGAUUUUUUCAAAUUUCUAAAGCAACGUCAAUAUUUUGAUGAAAAUUAGUAUCUGGGAGUUUUUUGA